This is a messenger RNA of Melanotaenia boesemani (Boeseman's rainbowfish), 2540 nucleotides long. RefSeq names its product solute carrier family 39 member 7 (gene slc39a7). Lineage: Eukaryota; Metazoa; Chordata; Actinopteri; Atheriniformes; Melanotaeniidae. Gene Ontology annotation, cellular component: membrane. The transcript has 8 exons. Gene Ontology annotation, molecular function: zinc ion transmembrane transporter activity. Gene Ontology annotation, biological process: zinc ion transmembrane transport; intracellular zinc ion homeostasis. The record is from RefSeq and is a predicted model, not a curated record. The coding region runs from base 304 to 1719 and encodes 471 amino acids.
UCUGCAAAUUUAUCAGUGCAACUUUUUCAUUUGUGUCUCACCCAUUAUUAUGUGAAAUUCUACCAACUGAUUAAAAAAAAAAUAUCACGAAUGUUGUUUAAUCUCAGUGCCGACAAAUAAGCCCAGGAGGAAGCGCAAUUGGAAUGGAACGCGUCCUAGCGAGAUUUCACUGAGUUUAGAUGAGUGAAUGCCACGUCUGACCAGCAGCAUCGACGUAGACAGGAAUAUUAGCUCCUUUGCACUCAGGAUAGAGUUAACCAGUUGCCCAUCAGGUCGAAGUAUCUAGCACUAUCUGGGAAUAACAUGGGCUGUAUACGUCUACUAGCACUGACACUGGCCACAUCUGCAGUACUGCUGUCGGCAUCUCAUUUAGCUACAGCUCACAGCCAUUCCCAUGGUGACCAUGGCCACGCCCACUCCCAUGGCCACCAUCACCAUGGCCACUCCCAUGGAGACGAUGAUCACCACGGCCACUCACACGGGUCUCAGGCGAAGAUGUUCCAUGGAGCCAGCAAGUGGAGCGCUGAGGCCAACCUUCCUCCACAUGAUGAGGAGCAUCACGUGCAUGCACACGAUCACGGACAUGCACACUCCCAUGAUCACGGACACGCACACUCUCACGGGCAUGCACACUCUCAUGAUCAUGGUCAUGGGCACGCUCAUCAUGAAGAUGUUGUUCGAGUAGAGAAGGAGGAGCGCGGGCAUGGACACACACAUGGAGCAGAGAGUGUAAAGAAGGGGGCAGAUGGAGAGAAGAGGGACUUGGUGGAGCUCUGGACACAGGCUGUCGGAGCCACACUGCUGAUCAGUGCAGCUCCUUUUUUCAUCCUGUUCCUCAUCCCAGUUCAGUCCAACAGCGACCAGCACCAGAAGCUGCUCAAGGUGCUGCUUAGCUUCGCCUCUGGUGGACUGCUGGGUGACGCCUUCCUCCACCUCAUACCACAUGCUCUAGAGCCCCACUCCCACCAUGGACAUGAAGAACAUGGACACUCCCAUGCUAGUGAAGACUCCCAUGACCAUGGUCACUCACACGGAGCUGCCCACGGUCACAUGAUGUCAGUGGGCCUGUGGGUUCUCGGUGGGAUCAUCGCUUUCCUUGUUGUAGAAAAGUUUGUGCGUUUGCUGAAGGGAGGACACGGCCAUGGACAUUCCCACGGCCACUCACAUGGUGCUCCAAAGGAAAAAGACAGUGAUGGAGAGGAGGAAAAAGAGGAGAAAGAAAACAAAGAAGUGAAGGAACCAAAGAAAGGAGAGAAGAAGAACACUGACAUCAAGGUGUCAGGUUACCUGAAUCUGGCGGCCGACUUCACACAUAACUUCACCGAUGGCCUGGCAAUCGGAGCGUCAUUCCUGGUCAGUCCAGCAGUGGGCGCUGUUACCACCCUCACCAUCCUUCUGCAUGAGGUCCCGCAUGAGAUUGGAGACUUUGCCAUCCUUGUACAGUCUGGCUGCACCAAGAGGAAGGCCAUGUGUCUGCAGCUGCUGACAGCUGUGGGAGCUCUGGCCGGUACAGCCUGCUCCCUAAUGGCUGAAGGUGUGGGCGCCGCGGCAACCGCCUGGAUCUUGCCCUUCACGGCUGGAGGGUUCGUUUACAUCGCUACGGUGACGGUGCUCCCUGAGCUACUGGCGGGCCGCUCCAGUUUCGGCCAGUCUCUAAUGGAGAUUCUGGCUUUGCUGUUCGGAGUCGGCAUGAUGGUGCUGAUCGCAGAGUACGAGUGAGGCGCUGCAGAAGGGGCAGAAACUUACCGCAGCUUCAGCAAACAAACACUCAGAGGAAAAAGACAGCUUAGGUAGAGCUCAGGUGGAUUAUUGUUUGUGCCAGUGGUGUGUUUUCAUGUUUUUUUUUUUUUUUUUUGUUUGUUUUUGUUUUUUAUAUUAAAUGGUAUUUUUGGAAAACCACCACCAGUUCAUGAAAAAUGGCUGAAUUUGUUGCUGUUCUUUUUUGUUUUUAGAAGCUCAUUGGAACGUCCAGAUUCUUCUUGCUAUUUCUUUUUAAGGGAAGUGUCGGCAUUUUUUCAAUGAGGAGGCUGAGAAAGAAACAAACAGAAAAAGUGUGAGAGCCCCAAAAUUAACUCAUUACUCUCACUUUAAAGACCCUCCAACUGUUGUCUGACUGCAGCUAAAAACUGACAACUUGUUCUCAUUUAUAAGUGCUUAAAUUAAAUAAAAUUUCCAGCCAUAACACCAAUUUUCUCUUUAUCCAAGGGGCCGGUCCUCAGAGCUACAGUAGAGAGAAGCAGAAAGAGCGAUGGUCUUUUUAAAAUGAGCUGUCCUGUUUUCAGUUUAACAUCUUUUUUUCCGUUUGAGGAUACUGAAUGUCACUUUUUUCUUUACAUUCCACUUACAACUAAAUCUCCCUUCUGUAAUUGUUGAUAAUGGCUUCAGGUUUUAUUUUCAUCUGAUUAAAAUCUCACUGAAUCAUUGUUUGUACAAAGUGGAACAUUCCUGCUUCGAUUGUUGUUUCCCUGAGAUAAAGAAUGAUGAAAACUCCUGCAGCUGUGCAGAAUGUCCGCAAUAAAUGCUCAUCAUUUUCUAAGUGA